AUGAAGGAGUCUGAAUCAGUUUCAGAUUAUACGUCAAGAUUGCUAGCAGUAGUAAAUGAAAUGAAAAGAUUUGGCGAGACAAUAAGCGAUGAGCAAGUAGUAGAAAAGAUACUUCGCUCAUUGGAUGAAAAAAUUAAUUUCAUCGUUGUAGCUAUUGAAGAAUCAAAGGAUUUGAGUACAAUUUCCAUUGAUCAACUUAUGGGUUCUUUACAAGCCCAUGAAGAGAAGCUUCUUAAGAAGAACAAGCAGAUGAUUGAGCAACUUUUUCAGUCAAAGUUGAAAUUAAAAGACAAGGAAGGCAGUCUAGAAAAAGGAAAUCGAGGUCGAGGACGUGGUGAUUUCAAAGAUCGAGGUCAAGGAAGCUACGGUCAAAGAAAAUUUGAUGAGAGUAAUUCAAACUUAAAUUCAUCAAGAGGUAGAGGAAGACAACAUUAUUCGAGGUCAAGUUGGAAAGGAUCAAAUAAUGACAGGAGAUAUGACAAAAGACAGGUUGAAUGUUAUAAUUGUCAUAAAUUCGGCCAUUAUUCUUGGGAAUGCAGAAAUAGAGUUGAAGAAAAUGCAAAUUAUGCUGAGAAAGAUGAAGAAAGCAGUGAUUCCUCAUUGUUUCUAGCAUGCAAAGGUGCAGAAACAUGUGAAAACAGUGCAUGGUAUCUCGAUAGUGGUGCAAGCAAUCACAUGUGUGGAAGUAAAUCAAUGUUCGUUGAACUUGAUGAAUCUGUUGGUGGCGAUAUCGUAUUUGGUGAUGCCACAAAAAUUCCAGUUAAAGGAAAAGUCGGAAAACUUGGGUUUACUUUGUUAAAGAGAAAUAAGAAGUAUUUGGCAUGUUCAAGAGAUUUAAAGCUCUUGUUGAAAAAGAAAGUGGUUAUUACAUUAAAGCUUUGA
Molecule: messenger RNA, 882 nt
Organism: Cucumis melo (muskmelon)
Lineage: Eukaryota; Viridiplantae; Streptophyta; Magnoliopsida; Cucurbitales; Cucurbitaceae
Exons: 2
Coding region: 1-882 (293 amino acids)
Molecular function (GO): nucleic acid binding; zinc ion binding
Source: RefSeq, a predicted model, not a curated record